AUGGAUUCUCUGUGGAGUCUUUCUGGAGACCAAGGUAACGGAUGGCAUCAAGCACAAGUGGCUGUGAACAAUCAAAUGGCGUCAUAUCAGGUGAGCAUGUACAUCAGUGAACACCAAAUGUAACUGAAUCUAAAGACAGCAGAUAUAGGUGGCCCAGCUGGGUAUAGAAUUAGAAAUACCUGCUUGUUCAAGUGAUAAAUAUUUCUGAGGUUCAUUUACCAGUUAACGGAAACGACCGCACUUUUCUACUUUUUUUGCAGUUUGUAAUCGAAGGUGUACGUGGUAAAAGUUUCAUUGGAGACAUUGCAAUUGAUGAUAUCUCUCUCAUGGAUUCAUGUCCUGCAAGAGGUGAAUCACUUGUGUACUCAUAGCUAUGUAGGUCGAAGUACCAUCAAUCUUUGACAAAAUAGAGGAGGAAAGCUGCAUCGGGUCGUUCGUGCAACGUAUAGGUUAUAACGUAUUUUUAAGAUUUUAGAAAAGACUAACUUCGGCAGACAAUAUGUUGAAGGGAUUUGUUGAUGGAAAUUUCGAGUUGAUUUUUUAUACAUUUAUUCGACCUAACCAGGAGCAGUUGCGAAAAAUGCAACUAUAAGCCCUCUGGCAGGAAUCGAACCUACGGCCCUGCGAUUCCGGUGCAGUGCUCUAACCAACUGAGCUACAGAGUCAAUGACUCUAUCUUUUCCUGUGUACUAUGUAUGGCUAUUUCAUUCGCCCGAGGUAAGUUUACUUCAGUUAAACCGGUUACUGUAGGUAGAGUGUUUACUAAUGUAAGUAGAGUUUGGUUGGUUCUGUGCUUUGAGGGUUUUCCCCAUGCGCAGGUACUUGGGUUUUCUCCCUCAACAAAAACUAACCCUUAGUCCUUAGUUGUCAAACACGUAUAUCAUGAGCCUCUGACUCGGGUGAAUCGGGCAACGAUACCAUGUCCCUGUGUAUAUAUGAUGAUUGUGAUAAUUCUGUUGAUGCAUAACUACUAAAAAAAGAAAUUCAGUCAACCAUCACAAAUCAGUGUGUGUCCAACGAAAAAUAUUACAAUGGCAUAUAUAAUAGUCGACAUUCAUGUUUCAAAUGGAUAAACCGAUAUACACUGCUAGAUUGACAUGUUCCAUUGCUAGAAAAUAUCCGGCAGCGCCAACAGCACCACUGCAAGGAAAUUUUUACUGACAAACUAUAAUUGCAUGAUAUUAUCUUACACCUUACAGGAAAUUUUUGUCAUCUUACAUAUAUACUGGAAUGCUAUAUAGGCCGUGGGCUGAUGUGCGAAAAAGUGCCUAGAAAAGCAAUUUCGUGGCAUCCCCCUGGGAAAUAGAUUUUCUGUGGUGCAAUUCAUAGAACCAUAGAAGCUUAAUUACCACAAAAAGUUCACAAGCAAAAAACUUGCGCAACACCGAGAAAAUGGGUGAUCAGUGAUUAUCCUCUAUUAAAUUGUAUUACAGCAAGAAAAUGUAAAAUUUUGUAGUCAAUUACAACAAAAAUGACUUGCAGAAUCAGAAAGCUUACAAAAACCUACAUAUAAGACAUUUAAACAGAUUUUUGGUAUCUAAAAUUUUUUUCGAGUUAUACGCUGUCAAAAACGCGUUUUUGACCUAGUACCCAGUCCUUAUUGCGACAUUUUAUGUCCAAUUUUCACAUUUAAAACAGCAAUAACUCAAAGACUAUUUGAAAAAUCAAAAAACUGUUUAAAAGUCUUACAUGCGGUUUUUUGUACGUUUUCCGAUAAUGCAAGUCAUUUUUAUUGUAAUUGAAUGCAGAAUUUCCCAUUUUUUUGAUGUAAUACAAUUUAAUAGAGGAUAAUCAUUGAUCACCCAUUUUCUCGGGAUUGGGCAACUUUUUUGCUUGGAAACUUUUUUUGGUAGUGAUGUACCUAUAUGCCUUUCAAAUAAACCCCAAACGAAGUAUUUCCCACAUGGGUGCCACGAAGCGAAAUAAUUUUGCCCAACAGCCCACGGCCUAAUAUAAUUUACUUAUUGCUUAAAACUUCCAAAAGGGUUUUGCAAGUCGAGAUUGUCUUGGCAGCCUACGUUCUCUGAAAUCUACAUAUGCAGGAAGUUUUAUAUUUGUCUUAUACAGGACAUUUUUAUUUUUGGAUUUUGCUGCCAGGAAGAGAAAUAUAUUUUCUAGGCAUGCCGAUAUAUAACCAACCGAAAAAAUUAAAUACAUUAUGCUGAAAAUCCCGUUCACCUUUAGGGAAGCUAAUAUGAAAUAUUUGGGCGAAAAUUAUAUAUACAUAUUUUAGAUCUGACUGGGAGCAGCUGCAGUAAAUGCAACUACUAUAGGCCCUGUGACAGGAAUCGAACCUGCAGCCCUGUGAUUCUGGUGUGGUGCUAUGACCACUCAUGAGUUGCAGAGUCCAGUUGUCAUUUUAUAUGAUAAUAAAUACAAAGACAAGAUAGAUUGUGUUUCCAUACAAUUAUUGAAUUGCAAAAGUAAAAGUUUGUUCGGCUGUCAUCCUCACGUUGCCGUCGUCCAUGUAUAAGCUUUCUAAUUGGAGUACUGUAAAUUGUUGGAAAUUGUGACUAGUAAUGUUGCUGUGAACUGUGGUACAAAACGUUCAAUCUUGAAAUGUUGGUACUAGUCUGGUUUAAGUAAACGAAGUAAUGCCCAAAUUCAUUCAUCACCCAUUAUUUCGAUACUCCCAACUAGUGUCUUCAUCGUGGGUGAUCUAAAAUACAAAAACUAGUAUGGCUGCAUAUCCCUGAUGGUGAUACUUGACUGGUUUAUGGAAACGUUUUAUGGAAACGUAUUUGUUGUACCUGAUGGUUGAUAUGAGCUCGUAUACUUCAAAUUCGAAGCCUGAGUACCUGAUGUAUUUUCAGUGGAACAAAAGUAUUUGUGAUCUUGACUUUUAAAUGUUUAGAUAAAUUCUUUUGCGACUUUGAAGAUCUUAACAGUUGCCAAUGGACUCAAGAUAAAAGCGAUGAUUUCGAUUGGACCAGAAAUCAAGCUUCUACACCAUUAGAAGGCACUGGUCCACUUACAGAUCAUACCAAAAGUUCAGGUAAGUGUUAUAUUCUGUUCAUGGUCGAGAUACACAUGCACUGCCAUCACUUUCAUCACCAUCAUAUUCGCUAUCAUUAUCGUUAUCACUUCCACCAGCGCUAUCACCUGUUCACCAGCAUUACCACCACCCAUACUUAUCAACAUCACCACCACAAACAUCAUCAUCACAGAUAUCACCACCUUCAUUACCACCUUCAAAGUUCUAUAUCUGCUCACUUUUUAUUUAAAGAUUCUUGUAUUCAUACAUUUUUACUUGAAGUAUAUUAUAUUUCAAUUUUUAAAACGUAAAUCCAUUACAUUGUUUUACCGGAUAGGAAGAACAGUUUCGAACUGAUAGCGCUAUUCAGUUAAUAUUAAAAAAGUUAGUUUAGUUUAGAUUUCUUUCUGUAGUAACACACUGGAUCAAUAAAAAACGAUUCUUACUGGACCUCUAGGAAGAACAAUUUCGAAUUGAUAGAGUUAUCCAAUAUAAAUAUAUAGUGUUAGUUUAGGUUUCCUCCUGUAGUAGCACUGGAUGAAUAACAGAUGGGCCUCACUGAACCUUUAGAGAAAACAGUUUGAAGUGAUAGUAUAAGUAAAGUUACUUUAGUUUGUACUCGAACUUCGAGGGUUUUUUCUCCCGGUCCUCCAGUUCUUCUCAUAAAAAAACAACUCUUAGAAAUUAGUUGUGAAGUACGUGUAUCGCGAGCUUCUGACUCGGGUGAAUUGGGCAACCACACCCUGUAUGUAAUCGUCAUUAAAUAAAUCAUAGUCAUUCUUAUCAAAAAACAGGAGGCAAUUUACGAAACUGCCCCGAACAUUGAUCAGAAGUUUUACGAAGACGUCGCCAGAAAUGCAAACAAGUCUGAAGACAUAUCAGUUGAAGGUCAGUAAUAUAUCACAGAUUAGGUACUAUUUACAACAUGAGCGGCCGUGUUGUAUGGGAUAUACAAACUGGAGCCGGAGGAGAGAGAGCUUGUAUAUCCGAUACAACACGGACACGAAUGCUGUAAAAGGCUUGUGAAACGUCUCGAUGAGAACAUUCGUAUUCUUCAACAAUUUAAAAUAAAUUAAUGAUAUGAAUUUAGUGAGAAAAUUGAACUUAAAUUUUAUGUAAAUCAGCAUGAUUUUGUAUCACAUAUACAAAUGCCUUCACGGUCAUGGUUUCGUUUCUGUUUUCUUCAUAACUUGUUAAUGAGUUUCGCAAAUAUUAAUAUCUAAUCUGUGGUAAUAUGUUCAGGGACGUCGCUAUAGGGUGGGGUGGGGGUGGGGUUGUGUAACACCUCUGGCUAAUUCAAACGUUGGUCAAAGUUGGUCAAAAUGGAACUCAUAUUUGCCCAAAGAUGGUCAAAAUGGAACUGAUAUUUGUUUAAAAUUGAACGUAAAACUCGGGAAAAUUUGGUCAAAAUUUGGGAUAAAAGAUGGUCGAAGUUGCUCAAAGUUAUGAAAUCGUUCGCAAUUUUAACAAUUUUAAACUUUUGUAAUGUUUGCGGUGAAAAAAUUGGAAGCGUUGCUUAUCUUGGGGGAAAAAUAUUGAAUAUGAUUAUGUUAGUCCGGAAAAAGUUUUUCGACCAUGCUUAUUUUAGUCUGGAAAAUUUUUUUGAACCCACCCCCGUCGACAACAUUUUCGGCAAAAAUUUGUACGACUUGGUCAAGAUCCUAAGAAAUGUUGGUCAAAACAUGACGACCCCCACGUUGAUGGUUGGCUGCGCUGACGUCUCUGAAUAUGUUUAAAACCAAAUUAACCUUGGUAUGUGUUAUAUUUGCUCAUUCUAAGAAGAAAUGUAAAAUAUCUUGGUUGAAAAGAAACUCAUCGUGAUGAUUGUUUCACUGUAGAACGAGGAUGAAAGCUGAUAAAGGGAAUGAAGAUUUAACUCCGCUCGUGUUUUUACCGCCAACUUCAUCAUCAACUCUCGUAAAGAUUCUUUCAUUAACUCUACAUCAACUUUGAGCUGCUUCAAAUUAGAGUUCAUGAGAGUUUAUGUUGUGCUUGGUAAUAUCCAGUUAACACUCAUCAGUGUUCAGCUGGUUCAAAUUUUGAGUAGAGUUCAUGAGAGUUUUCGUUACGCUUGGUAAUAUCCAGUUAACUCUCAUCAGUAUUCAGCUGGUUCAAAUUUUGAGUAGAGUUCAUGAGAGUUUUUGUUACGCUUGGUAAUAUCCAUUUAACUCUCAUCAGUGUCAGCUGGUUCAAAUUUUGAGUAGAGUUCAUGAGAGUUUUUUUUGCGCUUGGUAAUAUCCAGUUAACCCUCAUUAGUUUGUGCUGGUUCAAAUUUUGAGUAAAGUUCAUAAGAGUUUUUGCGUGUUGAGCUGGUUCAAAUUUUGAUGAAAGUUGAUGUGAGUUCUCGCUACGUGCUGUAAUAUCCAGUCAACUCUCAUGCAAUUGUUGUUAUCACUGCAGACUCUCACUGGCCAACUCUUAUCAACUUUGUCGUUUGACCAGGGUUUAUAAUCUUUUGUUUCUAAAGGCAGGACAUCAGAUCACGAAGAUGUUGGUGGGCCAUCAAAUGCACACAAAUUUCCUGGAGACACUGAACUUAAUGAACGACCCGAUACCUUGAAAACUGGGGCGACAAGCGAUGCUGAUGAUCAGGAAUUUUUCGAGGAGGAUGACGAAUACGUAAUACCGGCUUCAGGGGAACCACAACACGAAACACCAGGUCAAAAUGAAAUCUAUGAAGAGCCCAAAUUAUCGCCAGAGAAUCCUGUUUAUACUGAGCUUGAUCUGAACGGCAGAAAUACAACGGAAGAUGGUACCUAUCAGAAACUAGUAAAGCAAGACUCAGAUUAUGUUAUAGCAGCUCACGAGAGAAGAGAGUCGUAUCAAGACAUCAAAAUGGGAGAAAACUUUCCAGACUACACGGAGCUGGAUCAAAGCAAACGCGAAACAGAAGUCUAA
Molecule: messenger RNA, 5872 nt
Organism: Paramuricea clavata
Lineage: Eukaryota; Metazoa; Cnidaria; Anthozoa; Malacalcyonacea; Plexauridae
Source: the annotation of a GenBank genome assembly